CUCCGGGCCCCGCCCUCGCGUUCCUUCCUUCCCGAGGCUGGCAGGCGGGUCGCGUCGGCUGCAGGCGGCGGACCGGCAGACCGGCAGACGGGCGGGCACCUCUACCUCGCUCUCUCCCUCGCUGCUGGCUUCCUUUUGUCUUUCUCGGCGGCGAUGAGCGCGGGGCCGGCGCGAAGGCUGCGGGCGCAAGGAGGCCCGCGCUCCUAGCCACACUUCCCGGUCUCGGCGUGCUUGUCCGGGGCAGCGGCCCGCGCCUGCUCCAGCGCGGCGGCACCGAACUUGGGCUCGGGAAGCCGGCUGACCGCGUCUUGCGCGGGAGCAGGGCGUGGUCUAGUGGCCCAGACAAGGACGUGCAACCAGCCCCUGGAAGUUCUGAUACCUGUUCUGUCUCCACCUCCACUUGGUCUUAGGCGUAGCCGGCGGCCACCAUGGGCAAGCAGAACAGCAAGCUGCGGCCCGAGGUGCUGCAGGACCUGCGUGAGAACACAGAGUUCACGGACCACGAGCUGCAGGAGUGGUACAAGGGCUUCCUCAAGGACUGCCCCACCGGCCACCUGACGGUGGACGAGUUCAAGAAGAUCUACGCCAACUUCUUCCCCUACGGCGACGCCUCCAAGUUCGCCGAGCACGUCUUCCGCACCUUCGACACCAACGGCGACGGCACUAUCGACUUCCGGGAGUUCAUCAUCGCGCUGAGCGUCACCUCCCGGGGCAAGCUGGAGCAGAAGCUCAAGUGGGCCUUCAGCAUGUACGACCUGGACGGCAACGGCUACAUCAGCCGCAGUGAGAUGCUGGAGAUCGUGCAGGCUAUUUACAAAAUGGUGUCCUCUGUGAUGAAGAUGCCCGAGGACGAGUCCACUCCAGAGAAACGGACAGACAAGAUCUUCAGGCAGAUGGACACCAACAAUGAUGGCAAACUGUCCCUGGAAGAAUUCAUUAAAGGUGCCAAGAGCGACCCCUCCAUCGUCCGAUUGUUACAGUGUGACCCCAGCAGCGCAAGCCAGUUCUAAGGGAUCCGGCGUCUGGACAGUUACAGAGAAACACAGGCUUGUCUCGCCGUUUAAGCUUUGCUUGCAAAAGUGGAUGCCUCUUCAAUCAUUCCUGCUCUCCCGGGCCAGGCCAGGUGGCCCGUGGCACCUGCCUGGCCCUGUGGCUGCACCUCCCUCCUCCACCUGGCCUUCUCCCACCCCCUCCCCAGUCCCAUCCAGGGUGACUCCUGGGGAUGUUUACACGCAGGGCUCAGUGUUCUCGCUUCCAGGGCACGUCCCUGCCCACAGGAAGCGCAGAGGACACCACCGAGGACACUGGUGGGACUUCCGAAGAUGGCGCUAAGGCCAGCUAAUUUACUUUGUGAUUGCAGGUGACUGGGGGUAAGGUGGGAACAAGAAUGGAGGGAGAGUAGACGGCAAGCCCUCCCCGUGCAUGGCUCCACCUAGCUCGUUCAUUUUCUCUGACCAAAGCCGCUCGCACGUAUAUAUACUGUGGUCUCCUUUCUUUUAAUAUAUAAAUUAUGCGUAUGGUGAAGUGAAACGUCACGUGUAGGUUCCGUAUUUAAUGCCUCGAUUGCCUCUGAAGCGUGGUUCCCUUGUGGCCUGUGACCCUUCCGAGCCUGCUUAUUUUGUGGUAUUUAUGCACUCAAUUUGCCCGUUUCAAAAGGAAAUGCAUGCGUGCCCGUUGCCGUGGAGACCCUCCCAGCCACAUGGUGACCGCAGGUGUCUGUGUAAGUUUUGUCCUCCUGUUGAUUGGUCUGGCAUUUCCUGUAUUAAAAUGACCAAAUAAACAGAAUCCUCUGAG
Molecule: messenger RNA, 1794 nt
Organism: Rhinolophus ferrumequinum (greater horseshoe bat)
Lineage: Eukaryota; Metazoa; Chordata; Mammalia; Chiroptera; Rhinolophidae
Gene: HPCAL1
Product: hippocalcin like 1
Exons: 5
Coding region: 429-1010 (193 amino acids)
Molecular function (GO): calcium ion binding
Source: RefSeq, a predicted model, not a curated record